Messenger RNA from Fusarium fujikuroi IMI 58289, 2628 nucleotides. RefSeq lists its product as uncharacterized. The coding region runs from base 1 to 2628 and encodes 875 amino acids. Gene Ontology annotation, biological process: DNA replication initiation. NCBI's taxonomy places the organism in Eukaryota, Fungi, Ascomycota, Sordariomycetes, Hypocreales, Nectriaceae. The record is from RefSeq and is a predicted model, not a curated record. Gene Ontology annotation, cellular component: DNA replication preinitiation complex. The transcript is spliced from 6 exons.
AUGUCCUCUUCUGCCGUUGCUGGCACAGACGCGACGCGUCCAGCGCGGUCAAGGAUUUUGACACCAAGCUCUGAAGGGAGCUCAAAUCACAAAGAUGAGCUGCGUUCUCCCGAGGGACACAAGAGGAAGAGGGCCGACUCAGUAGCCAUGGACCAUCUUUUGAAGCCGUCGAUUGCUAUCAAGCCUCAUCCUCCGAAACUCAAUGUCCAGCCUCGCAUCCUCUAUCCAUUAAUGGUCCUUCCCCGCGAACGUCUACCUCUCUCCUAUAUAGAUUUUCACGCUACCAAUGUUGAUCUUGCUUCGUAUCGAUUCUUCGAGUCUCAUAUCAAGAUCCUUGACUUGGAGAGUCGGAUGGGCUCUGGCCCCGUGGUACUUCUAGCCAGAAAGGAAGCAAGUCGUGCUGUGUACGCUCUUGAGCGACAACCCAAUGGAUUAUAUGUUGUAUGCAGGCUAGGACCCUGGGCAGACUUGGAGGCUCUAGCAGACGACGCAUCUGCUGUCUGUCGAGAACGCUUACGCCCAACUGCUAGAACCGAGUCUCAAAGCCAAUACGGGCCUUCCGUAAUCACCGCCCCGCACAUUCAUAACGAACAAAAAAUCAAACGAGCGGCCAUCGAAGCUAUUCAAACCCUUGUCCGCAAAAGGCCCAGGUCGCAGUCUGUUUCGACAUUGGCCGAGUCUGUGAAAACAGAAGCAGCCCCGGAAGCUGCUACAACCACAGAUUCCAAACUCCCAUCGCCAACCUUCAGAUCAGAAGAACUGGCACGACCCCUAGGCGAGCAGCAGGCCCAGUCAUCACGCCCAACAACUGCAAUUUCAACCUCUGGUAUAAUCGAGGAGCCUUCCCAGCAGCUGACUACGGAAAGCUUAUUCGAAACCUUAAGAACCCAGUAUUUCGAGACGCUAUACAAGUCCAUGGGAUCGCUCGCAUAUUUUGCCAAAGGACCACUCUCUCGUGCUCGUUCUGCUUUCCAUCUCGACCUUGACGCUAAUCUAGAUAUUGAGGAUCUCAUCGACUUCUUGAAAGGACUCGUUCUGACCACUGUCCAAAUCGACAAAAAGUAUCGUGAGACUGUUCCAGCUCUUAUAGCCCAGAUGAAAACUGUGGUGGAUAGUUCUGACGAAGGCCCGAAGAGAAAGCGCCGAGCCAAGAAGAUGAAGAUCGGAAAGGAUGGGCUCUAUCCACAUGAAGAAGCUCAUAUCAGAAAGUGGUGGGCCACCAACAAACCUGAACUGAAAGAGGACGAGACCAACGUUCCCACUCAACAAAUUCGAUCACUUACCUCUAUCCUUCGCACGAGAGAAACUCAGCUUCAGAUGAUAAUCAUAUUGGAGAUCCUGGCAUUGACUCCGCUGAAAUUCGCAGACGGUGCGGAAAAUAGCCAGCUCCCCCUAUUGCCUGAUGCUGCUGAAUCUCAGGGUGACGCGGUGGUUCCGUCGGCCAAGAAGCGGAGCAAACAUAAUCUUCCUGUUCUUGUAGAUGUCCACGCUGAUCGAUUGACUAUCUGGCAAUCUACUGCUUCCGACGAGCAGCUGCUUUUAGAAGAUUCCCAAAUCACUCAAGCACCGGACGGUCAAUCGCAGCAGAAGGCGUCAUCGGAGCCUCUGAAAGACUUUUGUGUGGACAUCAUUGUGCCAUUCUUCUCCCAUAGGCUCCCAGAGCUGUGCGACUCGAUCAACCGUAAAUUGGGAGGGCCUGUCAUUGUGAAACCUACAAGGCCAAAGGUUCUGAAACGACCAUUAAGCAAGCGUUCACCUAAACCAGGAGCCGUUGCCAAACGCUCCUUGUCAGGUCAGCCUACAAGGACGUUGCAAAGAGCCCUUUCGACUGAGCAGCAGUCGCGGCGAAGUGUUUCCAGAGGUCCCAGUAAUAUGAUUGCCCUCAUGCGCUCUGCAACAUCCACUUCUCUGCCAGGAAUCAAGAGAGAAGCUAGCGAUCCAUCUCUGGUUAAGUCGGCCCUGAACGCUGAGCUCGAUCUAAUGAAUAGGAAGAGUGGGCCAUUAUCUCGGAGCAGCAGUGUAUCCAACCUGCAAAACGCAAAAUCUAACAAAAAGGCUCAAGUCGAAGCAGAGCUAAAGGAGGCUAUAUCUUCUUUGAGGAAACCUAACCGCGAAGUUGUCGGCAAGGCAUUGGCUGAAGCGGCUGAGCGGCGAGCAACAGUGGGCUCUUCGGCCAAGAAAGUGAGAAAGCCAGGCAGAAGCUCUCUAGGCGCAUCCGUUGUGAAGGCAACACCAGCAAAUACACGCUUUCGAGAUCGGGGUGGCUUCCGCCAGAGUCCAACUCCUGACAUUGAGAGGAUCGGCAGUACGCCUACAAAAGCCGGAUCGAGUUUCAUUCGUCGGCCUAAGAAUGAUGAAGACGUUUUGCCAUUCCCGCCUUCUUCGCCUUCUCUAGAACGACGAACUAUAUCCGCUGCCGACCUGUUCAACCAGAGUGGAGUCACGAAUCGAAAAAGAAAGGUCAGUUUCACUUUUGCUCGUGAUGACGAGCUUUUGGCAACGCCCGUAAAGGGUAUGAAAACAAAAAACAUAGAUAUGGAGAAUCAGGCGGCUGAGCCCAUACCUGCUAAGUCGGUGUCAAUAUAUGAGAAACUAGGAUGGGAUGACGACCUAGAUGACCUGUUAUGA